AUGGACGAUUAUGCUUCGAACGCUACGAGACUCGACGAUGUUUUCUAUCUGUCUCUCGAUGCACACCCCAGCAGCUGGGCGGCAUCUCUCACCGACGAUGAUGAGGGCAUGUCCGAGGCAGAGGUCGUGGACUACAUCAAAGAUAACAAACCUGACUUGUUCAAAAAGCUACACAACUUGCCUCUGAGGAGUUUCGACAUUCCCUUGGGCUUUCAUGGUCAACGUACACUUCAACGUCUUUCACGACUUACAGCUCGUGGCGCUACCAAUGCAAAGGCACCUUCAGUCCCCACCACAGGCCACUCACAUCGAGAGGUGGUCAAGGUCCCAGAUCUUGAAGCCGAAGGCUUCAGGCAGGAAACGCGCGAGGAGAUCGAGGAACGGGUGUACAAAGGUCACCAUCUCCGCGAGCACGAUUUACCUCCAUACGUUGAUCAUCCCCCUUGCAGCUACUUGUUCUGCCGCGAGCAGACUGUAAGAUCCGAGGCAACACAGGUUUACUACUCGCUGGAGUGCGAUGUGACCGACAUCAACAACGAUUGCACUACUCGCUCGGAGAUUUACAAGUAUUACUGCGCGAAGUGCUUCGAUGACAUAUUCGAUGAUCGUCGUCUGUAUAGAUCUGGCGAUCACUUUUACGAUAGAGCCGCGGAAACACAAGACCAAUUGCUGCUCGAUGGUAUUGAUCAGCAAACCGUCCUCAAUACUGCCGAGAGACUCUACCCACGUAUUACUCCACGGAAGAUAAACCACAAACGUCUAGUCAAUACGGAAGGUGCCGGUCAUCAGCCAUACGAUUAUCCCUCGAACUCUUCAACGGCUAAAGCACUUCGAGCUCAUAAGCAGCACGAGAUACACGAGUUGCUCACAGAGGUCUCUAGAUACGAGAAGACCGUUACGUCCCGCACAAUCCCUGACGAUUUGCCGUCGAGGUGCUCGUCACCAGAUGCUUCGGUGCUCAUCACUCGCCCUGUCUACAUGGAGACUAUGACCGAUCGCUACAAGAAGCAAGGACUGAGAGAGUAUGAUCGCAAGAAAUAUCUGAGAACACAGAGACAAGAAGAAGAGGCUGAUAAAGCCAAGUCAUCACCAGUAAACGCACGAACACAAGAGAUAUCUGGAUUGGAAAGAUUCUGCUAUUGUCGCGACUUCGAUGAUGAGACCGAAGUGUUACGGUGUAGUGCUGCUCAGUGCACUAUCGGUUGGUUCCACUUCCGAUGCACAGGACCUGAUCGACUUCCGACAAUUGGUGAACGAUUCUUGUGCUAUUAUUGUAGCAACAACGUUCAAGGCUUUGUGACCAAAGCAAGCUCUGAUGAAGAUGACCUCGAGACUCCACUUCAGAGCCCUUCUUUACAACAACAAAACGUGCAUUACGACUACGGACAUGAAGCUGAAUAUGCAACUGACAGAGAUGAAGAAGCUCACGAAGAGGACGGUGUCAACACUGCUUACGCUUGGGACAAUUCCAAGCAGGAAGGUUUGCAGGAAAAGAUCUCCAGGUGGACUGCUAUCAACAGUUCCGGACCAAACACACCAAAUCCAGCUCAUACCAAUUCCAUCCUCUCCCAUGACACAGCACAGGCACAGGCAGACAGUUCUCACGGUGACGAAUCAAGCAACAGCCCCAUCACACUUCCCACAAAGUACCCCUCAAAAACCACCGACUCUACCAGCCGACAAACCACGAGCAGUCUCCCGUCUUUCCACACCAACAAUACAGCCACGAACCUCGACGCACCGCGUACACCUCCCUCACAACCCACAUACAAGUCAUCAAAACCAUGGGGUACACCAAUUAACGUCAUAACACCAGCACUCAAUAGACUUCCUCUGACCUCAUCACCUCUGAGUCCGAGUCCGGCUACAAAGCGCAAGUUCAGUCAGAUUACUCAGGACACAGAAGAGUUGAAGAAUCAGCGUGGUCUGGAGAUGGCAGGUUCGGAGGACGAGGAUGAGGAUGGGGAGGAUGAGGUUGGUACGGGAAUUGUGGUUCCGUUUAUUCCUGAAGGAUGA
This is a messenger RNA of Lithohypha guttulata, 2016 nucleotides long. RefSeq lists its product as uncharacterized. Lineage: Eukaryota; Fungi; Ascomycota; Eurotiomycetes; Chaetothyriales; Trichomeriaceae. Bases 1 to 2016 code for a protein of 671 amino acids. The record is from RefSeq and is a predicted model, not a curated record. The transcript has 2 exons.